AAUUGGUGGUUUGGCAUUCUACAAAAUGGACAACAGGGUUAUUUUCCAGCAAAUUAUGUGGCUGCUGAAAUGCCUUAUGAUGAAGAUCUCACUACAGCGUCAAAGACAUAUUUUACCCAUUCCCAGGAAGAUUUUACUACAGAAGGGCCUGAACAGAGUCCUCAAAGGAUGUCGGUGGUCCCCAGCAAGGCAAAGGAUCUGAAAUUUAUGUCACAGCAUGACACAGAUGCAGAUUCACCUGUGACACAAACAAGGCAAAGAGCUCCGGACAUGACAAAAUCACCUGAU
This is a messenger RNA of Staurois parvus, 288 nucleotides long. NCBI's taxonomy places the organism in Eukaryota, Metazoa, Chordata, Amphibia, Anura, Ranidae. The record is from the annotation of a GenBank genome assembly.